Messenger RNA from Pichia kudriavzevii, 1428 nucleotides. RefSeq lists its product as uncharacterized. The transcript has a single exon. Lineage: Eukaryota; Fungi; Ascomycota; Pichiomycetes; Pichiales; Pichiaceae. Gene Ontology annotation, biological process: proteolysis. The record is from RefSeq and is a predicted model, not a curated record. The coding region runs from base 1 to 1428 and encodes 475 amino acids. Gene Ontology annotation, molecular function: deNEDDylase activity; cysteine-type peptidase activity.
AUGCGUAUAACUUUUAAUAAAUACAAGGGGUCUCUGGAAGACACAGCUGGUUUAGCUGAUGAGUAUAUAAAUGUGAACACCAAAUUACCGCUUCUAGAGCAAACGGCUAAAACUAGGAAAAAAAAUCAUCCCAAAUAUGUUACCACCGGUUUUGACUCCCUCAAUAUAGCAUGGACCAUAUUGCCGUUCGACCCGUUCGGGGAAGCCGAUCUUGACAGAAGUGAUAGUGAAACAUUUGUGACGCUGCAAAACAAUGGGCGCCGACUUCGUGAUUGCUGCCAUGUAUCGAUCUCAAAUGAAACAAGGGAAGACCAGUUGAGUUCCCACACUUCGCUCUAUGGCCAGGAAGUAUUGGAUCAGGACGAAGAUGAGAAUGACCUCCAAUCGGUGAAUGUAGAUGAAGGAAAGAAGGGUUCUAAGUUUAAGAAUUCCCUAGAAGAGCAGAGACAUAUUCGGCAUCUUGCGAAAAACCACAAACAUAAAGCUAAGAUGGACAAACAACUGAAAAAAAAGCAAACGAAAAGGCAAUCAAAACCUAAUGAUCUCCAUGCUGAGCAACCAGUAGAGUCCAAAGUGAGUAUUUUGAAGAGUCUGCUACAUGAUUGUUUAUCAGUCGCUGGAGCAAAAUCAGGAGAACCACUCUUGGAGUGUUCCAAAAUUGUACAGAUUGAGGAUGCUCCAAUUUAUAACUCCGAUUUGCGAAAUUUGCUAGACGAUGAAUGGCUAUCAGAUAAUAAUAUAUCAUGGGUUUAUGCUUUCCUCGAGUAUGGUUAUAUUUUGCCUUUAUUAUCAGUGAAACUACAGAAUUCUAAAUUUGUUCAGUAUCAAUAUGAAGAACAAAAACAUAUAUUCAAGUCACCUAUAUCCUUGCUUUUUCCAUCUUUUACCUUUUUAAUAGCUAAUCAUCCUGAUCCUAAAGAGCUGGUACAUGUGUUACCAGACAAUAUUAAGGAAGCACAGUUUAUAUUUUGCCCCUUGAAUGACAAUGACGAUUUUGCGUCAUCAGAGGGUGGCUCCCACUGGAGCUUGGUGGUCUUUACCAAAUUGCUUUCGACUGAUCACAAAAACAAAAACAGCUAUGUUCAAAAGGCACUUGUUUUUGAUUCACUCUAUGAGGCAAACUCUUUGGAAACAGAGAGUUUGGUGAAGAAUAUGGCAGCCAUUUUAUACAAUCCAGAUGAUUCGAAAUGCCAGGCGGAUUGGGAAAUUGUUCAUGUAAGAGAUACACCACAACAAACCAAUAACUCUGACUGUGGUGUUUAUGUAGCUAGUAUUACAGCUUCAUUAACAGCACAAUUAGUGUUUUUGGCUCUUUCAGGAGAGAACUCGUACAUUGAUUUUUCUUUAUCUAAUUUGAGGUUCAGUGCAGUUGAUUCACGUAUUUGGAUUCUGUCUACAAUUUUGAAUUCUUUAGAAAAUGAUGAAUAA